AUGAGGUUAUUUGCUUCAAAAAACGCUGAAAAUGUAGAAUAUUCUCCUUCUUUAUACGGAAAAUGGAGUGUUACGUUCAACCAGAUUUUGGCAAAGGAAGAAUGUCAUUUUGACUUCGACAAAAAUGAUGUUUUGGUGUUUCUGCAUAUUCAAAAGACAGCGGGUACCUCUUUUGAGAAGUUUUUGGUAAAUCAUUUGAACAUCAGCCGUCCUUGUUUAUGUAAAACCGACAGUCAAUGUAAUGGAGAGAAGAAAUGCAAGAAGUGCAAGUGCUCCCGGCAAAGAAGUAGCAACGAAUACUGGCUCUUUUCAAGAUAUUCAACUGGCUGGGUAUGUGGAUUACAUGCCGAUUACACGGAAUUGGUUGUUUCUCAUUGCGUUGACAGGGCCAUGGAUAAGGUCGAAGGUAAGAUUUAUGUUUUAUGUCUGAUUUGUUUAGGAAACCAUCAACAACGACGUUACUUCUACACUACAUUUCUCCGAGAUCCAGUUUCUCGGUUUAUCUCUGAAUAUCGACACGUCGAAAGGGGUGCUACUUGGAAUAAAUCCAGACACAUAUGUAAUAACAGACCACCGUUUCCCAGUGAACUCCCAUGGUGUUAUGAUCCCGACAAGGGAUGGAGUAAUGUAACAUUGGAUGAGUUCUUAUCGUGCCCUUAUAACAUGGCCAUAAAUCGACAGACCAGAAUGCUGGCCGAUCUUACGCUCGUCCAUUGUUACGAUCAGACGAAGAUGUCCAAGGAGAAGAGGGAAAGUAUAAUGUUGGAGAGCGCAAAGAACACUUUGAGGAGCGUCGCUUUCUUUGGGAUUCAGAACAGAAUGGCCGACUCACAGGAACUUUUUGAGAAAACUUUUCGAUUACGGUAAGGUGUAUAAUUAUUUAUCAUUUUGUCCUUAGGUUUAUGAAAAACCUUGCAAAUUGGACAAAGAGCAAGUCAGAUGAUACUGUAAUUACUACUGCUCAGCUUCAAGCAAUAAGAGACCUUAAUCAUUUGGACGUAGAACUAUUUAAAUUUGCAGAGAAGUUAUUUGAAAAACGAUUGGAACGGGUCAAUGGUGGCCGGAACCUGAGUGAAAUCUGA
Bursaphelenchus xylophilus (pine wood nematode) is the source of this 1082-nucleotide messenger RNA. NCBI's taxonomy places the organism in Eukaryota, Metazoa, Nematoda, Chromadorea, Rhabditida, Aphelenchoididae. The record is from the annotation of a GenBank genome assembly.